This is a messenger RNA of Aspergillus nidulans FGSC A4, 1539 nucleotides long. RefSeq lists its product as uncharacterized. Lineage: Eukaryota; Fungi; Ascomycota; Eurotiomycetes; Eurotiales; Aspergillaceae. Bases 1 to 1539 code for a protein of 512 amino acids. The transcript is spliced from 8 exons. Gene Ontology annotation, cellular component: plasma membrane. The record is from RefSeq and is a predicted model, not a curated record.
AUGUCUGAAGCAUCGCCAGUACGCAGUUUGAUGACAGCGCAGGAAUAUUAUUCCAGCUUUUCACGUCACCCAAGGAUCAAGGAGAGAUUUCACGAUAUCGAUGACCCAGCUCAUUUUCGAGAGCAUUUGGCAUUGUUACGCGAUGUUCAGACUCAGAACUUUGUCCUAGACUUCGGCAAUGAGGAUGCUUGCCCAGGUUAUACUUGCCCAGGAGCUGACCAUCAUAUAGAAGCCACGGUGUUUUGGGACACGAUGGAUGCCAUCACGAAUCACUACGGCGUCUCUGAGCGGCUGCAAGGUCUUAUGUGCACUGACCCUGUAACCAGACCAUCAAAACCAGCCGCUCCACCCCAACCCCCAAGGAAGAGCUUCCAGUCCAAGAACAGUUCUAAGCCAGUUCAAGUAAACGUGGAUGAAGACCUCGAAGACGGCCAUGCCCUGAAAGAUCUGCCGAGCUCGAAAGAGGUUCAUGCUGCAGCCUCAUUUAGAGGACUGACGUUCGGCCAUGUAGUGGAUCAGAUUUGGCACUUUUGCUCUACGGACUAUGGACCUAAAUAUACCUGCAUCGGAUACAACUCGCUUUACGUUGUUCCGAAGUUGAGGAUGACAAACGGACAGGGGCUGCCAGAUGGAAGGAGAUUAUGGUCAUGGCUUAUAUUAUUCGAGGAUGGUACUGUCCUGUCCAUCCAAGAGAAUCCGUAUCCUGAUCUCACCGCACUAUCCGAACGGGAGCUGGAAGCCUUGACUGCCGCCAGCCGCAGGAAUAUACAACUGAUCUUCCGCGGCGUAUCCAGGCAGCACUCGGCGACUUCUGAGAACGACUCUUUGGUCACAAUCAGAGUCCGGCCCUUACAUGAUCCCGACACGAGCACUGCCAGCAUUAAACAGGAAGACGGUCCAAGUCUCCUCUUUUACUAUAUCUUUGACGAUUGGGUCUCGAGCUACUCACUAGUCGCAAAGCGUGAGCAUGGGUACAGUGUGGACCUCGACCGUCUGAGGCGCCACAUGCUAAACAAACCAGAGGUCGACUUGAUAGACGAACUGCACUGGCUGGGACGGCAGCUCGCAGUUCUCAAGCGGUUGUAUCAAAGCUAUGAGCUUAUCAUGACCCGUCUCCUCCAAAGACAGCGGUUGCUCCAGGACGAAGCACGCGAAAACCACCAAAGGACGCCGUUUGGACACACCUUCGACCCAGAGAUUCAUAGACAGAUGACCGAAAGUUUCAGUGCCUCGACUCCAGAAACAUCUGUGGGUGUCCGCUUGAGCCCACCCGCUGUCGCUAGAUUUGAGCGAUUGCUAGACCGUAUCAAGCUGUACUGCCUGUCGGAGAUUGAGAGUUGCCUGACAGAGAAAGAGUCACUCACAUUCCUCAACUUCAACUUGAUCGCUCUCAAAGACUCGCAAGCCGUCGAAAAACUGACGAGGAUAACGAUUCUGCUAGCCAAGGUCACCAUCUUGUUCCUUCCGGUCAUACUGGGUGGCCUUCGCAGUGAUCAUGGUCUUGUCAAUUAUUCUGCUCGUUUUGUUUGGGUGGAUUAG